Beauveria bassiana ARSEF 2860 is the source of this 3369-nucleotide messenger RNA. Its product is annotated as PH domain-containing protein. Lineage: Eukaryota; Fungi; Ascomycota; Sordariomycetes; Hypocreales; Cordycipitaceae. Gene Ontology annotation, biological process: intra-Golgi vesicle-mediated transport. The transcript is spliced from 4 exons. The coding region runs from base 1 to 3369 and encodes 1122 amino acids. Gene Ontology annotation, molecular function: protein binding; GTPase activator activity. The record is from RefSeq and is a predicted model, not a curated record. Gene Ontology annotation, cellular component: trans-Golgi network; endosome; cytoplasm.
AUGGGCAACGUCACCAGCAGACCCGACGACCAGGCCGCUAGCCUCUAUCUCAGAGACCAGAAUCGCCCCCGCGUCACUGACCUUCUCUCUCUAGUCACCAUCUCCUCCCUCAUCGUUACCAAUCCGCGAAAGCGCACUUCUGUCCAUGUCUCGCCAAAUGCCUUUCCUGCUUCUAAGCUGUCCGUCAGCCGCACAGCUGGUGAACAGACCCCCAUAGAAUACGUACAGGAUCCCGAGCCGGGUGCUUCUGGUUUCUUACUCAAGCUCAACAAUGACGACGAGCUCAUCUUCACAUUCACCUUUGUCCUUCGUCAGCCUUCAACAAGCCAGCCCGCUUCGCCACCUCCCGAUGCGACUUCCCCUACUCUCGAUACCACCAUAUCCAGUCUAACUUUUGUUUGCGGCUCUACUUCACGCGAAGUCGAAAAUCUCGUAACGCGCGAGUUUCUUGCCAACCCGAAUCUGCACAAGAACGACAACGUUGCCCUCGUCGGAGACUACUCGACCAACGGCAGCUCUUCCGUCAGCUUUGAAUGGACUUGGAAAUGGAAGCCUCCCAAGCGCUUCGAAGAUAAAACUGGCGGUUGGAGAAACUUUUGUAGUUUUGUCGAGUAUGAUUCAAGGGCGCACCGCUUGCACGCCCUCGCUAGCUUCUCCUUCUGGGUAGCAGGUAGUUUCCUCCUGCGUGCUCGUUAUUACUCAAAUCCGCCUGCUAACGUAUACUCCAUAGCCUCUCCCGUCUACACCAGCCAACCAAACUCGCCGACUCCCGGCUUCCUACUCGGCUCUCCUCCAAAGAUUCGCGUUGCAUCCGCUCAAUCGGUAGACUCUCGCUUACAGUCCGACAUUGACGAGGUGCCACUGUCGCCGCUGCCGGGCACAUUCGAAGCACUCUCACCGCCGAUACUACCACAGCAGCAGGAGCCCGUCAAAGUUGACGUAACUUGUCCGCGACCUGGUGAAGAUGUCUCCGUUUCCGAUGAUGGUCCUGUCUUCCGCGCCACUCUCAAGGCCCUCGAGCAAAAGACGGGCAACAUGCGUAUCCACAUGAAGAGGGUUUUGAAAAGGGCCGAGCAGGCGCAUACUAGUCAACUGGAAGCCAAUGAGGCUUUGGUCGCUUUCAUGGAUGCCUUGCGUGAAGCCUCCACCACCAAUGCAAAUGCAGUUCAGCCUGCACUCGAGCACUAUUUCGACAAAAUCGCCCGAGAGAUCCUCAAUUACGACCGUCAAAACACUGCUAAUCUGCAAAAGAUUAUCAUCGAGCCUAUACAAAAGCUUUAUCAGUUUGACAUCAAGCAGGCAGAAUCCAAGAAGCGCGAUUUUGAGGAAGACAGCAAAGUCUACUACGCAUACGCAUCGCGAUACCUUGGUCAGCGUCAAGACUCGGCCAAGAAGCUUGCCGAAAGCGACUCCAAAUACCAGAACAAGAGACGGAAUUUUGAGCUCAAACGAUUCGACUAUUCCAGCUUCAUGCAGGACUUGCACGGUGGUCGCAAAGAGCAGGAAGUGCUAUCGCAUCUGACCAAGUAUGCCGAUGCGCAGACCAAGGGUUUCCUCGCCACGGCAAAGAAGAUAGAGGCUCUCCUGCCGCAGCUUGACGCUCUAUCCUCGGAAGUCAGCGAAGCAGAUAAAGAAUACCAGUAUCAGAGACGAGAACGCGAGGAGAAGCGACGCUUACUAGAAAAGAGCAACACUCCCUAUCUGGAGCCCGAACAAGCCAGCCUGGUCGCUGCCCCGCCCCCGACAGCGUCCUCCAACGGCAACACCAGUCACAAUUCUGACUCGGAGCUUGGUAGGGCUGAUAGCACCGGCUCUCAGCUUAAAACGACAUCAUCGGGUGGCCAAACAAGCAUGUCGGGCAUUGAUUCGGUCAACCCUGCAGGCCUCCUAGCUAGUCCCUCGCAGAGCAACAAGUUCAAAGGAUUCCGCGACUUGGAGGAACCAAAUCCAUCGCAAGCAUCCGUCCCGCAGCGCAAAGAAGGACUUUUGUGGGCACUGAAUCGUCCGGGUGGCCAUGUCGAUCCUCGAAAUCUCAACAAACAGGGCUGGCACAAAUUCUGGAUUGUCCUUGAUCAGGGUCAAUUGUCAGAAUACAGCAAUUGGAAGCAAAGACUAGACCUGCACAUGGAUCCUAUUGACCUGAGAAUGGCUACUGUGCGCGAGGCUCGCAAUGCUGAACGUCGCUUUUGCUUUGAAGUCAUUACUCCUCCAAACUUCAAGCGUGUCUACCAGGCCACGUCGGAAGAAGACAUGAACAGUUGGAUAAAUUCCAUCAACAAUGCUUUGCAGAGCGCGAUGGAAGGCCGAAGUGGCCGUGAAAGAUAUGCAUCAUCGGCAAACACAAGCAAUGAUUCAUCGCUCAAGAGAGAUAUUGGCUCCGUUCUUACAGGCAAGAGCCAUUCCCUGAUGCAUAGCAGUAGCCAUUCCCACAGCAGUUCUUCGAGUGCCAUUCCUUUUCGGAGAGUCACCGUUGGAGCCCGGCCGACGCCAGUACGGACACACAGCUCCGGGUAUGACGAGAACCCCGAUCAACUAUUGCAAAUGCUUCGGGAUAUUGACCAAGGCAACAAUUGGUGCGCUGACUGCGGAUCGGGAUCCAAGGUCGAAUGGGUGUCUCUGAAUCUUGGCAUCAUCCUCUGCAUUACGUGUGGCAGCUCCCAUCGUUCGCUGGGCACCCACAUCAGCAAGGUGCGCUCAUUGACUCUCGAUAUCAAGUCUUUUACUGUCGAUAUUGUCGAAUUGCUCAUUCUGAUCGGAAACCGUGUUUCAAACAUGAUCUGGGAAGCCACGCUGGAUCCUGCCGCGAAAAUUACCCCACAGGCAAGUUAUGAGGCGCGGCGCACUUUUAUCAAUAACAAAUAUGUCAAUCGGGCUUAUGUGCGGCCAAUUUCGUCAACAUUGUCGCAUUACGCCACGCCCGAGGAGACACUAUUGGCGGCCAUUAAGAAGAAUGAGAUUCAGCAGGUCCUGUACGCUUUAGCGCUAGGUGCAGAUGUUAACGCUGUCGACAGGAUGAGGGGAACGCAUGCUGUAUGGCUUGCACUGGCAGCAGCUGAUCCAGCGUCACCAUCGCCAACCCCCGGUGCUGCGCUGGAUAGGGAGUCGAAGCAGGUACCGUUCCCGGUGGCCGAAUUGUUGAUGCAGAAUGGAGCUAAAAUUCCGCCAACACUCCCUGCUUUCCCGCUGGGCCGCUUCGCACAACAAUACAUACAGCAGAAGAAGGCCAAGACCGAAGCAGUCGCAGACUCAAUCCAGGCGCUUCCUGGUAAUGGCCUCGAGGUGGAGAGAACACGGUCUGAUACCGGCAGGCUGCAGAAGCGCAUGAGUGCGGGCGGAAGACUGGCCAGGUCGCCGAUUCCCGAGAAAUAG